Oryzias melastigma (Indian medaka) is the source of this 1446-nucleotide messenger RNA. RefSeq names its product clarin-3. Bases 464 to 1153 code for a protein of 229 amino acids. NCBI's taxonomy places the organism in Eukaryota, Metazoa, Chordata, Actinopteri, Beloniformes, Adrianichthyidae. The record is from RefSeq and is a predicted model, not a curated record. The transcript has 3 exons.
UUUAGGUUUUUAUAGCCCAUCGGUAUCGAGAAAGAAAAAGGACUUUGUAUCCAAGACGAAGACCAUAGAUCACUAAAUUAAACACACAUUUAACAUCUUAACUACAAAUUUUAAAAGUUCUUUGUACAUUUUUUACAUCAUUUCCUGAAUUACUGCAUCAUUCAGAGUCAGGGCUGGAAAAACAAAAAAAAAUCUCAGCAAAAUCUCCAAAUAACAUAAUUUCCUUAUUGAACCUGAAACCACAAAUGACUAAUUUAUUGUGUUUAGCAACAGGUGUUCCCACUAUGACAACCAUCACACUCUUUUCCUGUCCAACCAAAGGUCAGCUAUAAAGUGAUGCAGUUUAUGACCUGCAGUCGUCACUUUACCCCACCCAGACCCGAAUCAGGAGGUCUUCAUUAGCGUCGAGACUUCAGCAGAAAAGAUUUUUAUUUUUAAAAAGGGAAAAUAUCAACCACCAGCCAUGCCAUCCAGCAAAAAAAUCCUCUAUUUUAUUUCUAGCGCGCUGUCUACGACCAUUUCCGUUGGACUGUUGGGGUUCGGAAUGUCGCAGCAGUGGUCCACAACAACGGUGUUGUGCGCCAGGAAUGGAGCUGACGACCUGAAUGGAACUGCAGUAGUGACCAUGGGCCUUUUCAAAGGAUUGCUACUGAGAGACGGCUGUCCUGGGUUUCAAAUUGAAUCUUCUUUUUCAGCUUUUGAAAAGCUGGUGGAUACAGGAGGUGCCCCUCCAGCCCUGCACUUUCUGUCUGUGAUCCUUUUGGCCUUGUGUCUGCUGUUUUCCGCCGGCAGCAUCCUCCUGUCGCUCUACAACAGCGUCAGCAACCCUUACCAGACUUGCAUGGGUUAUGUUGGAGUCUACGUCUGCAGCUCUCUCAGUGCUUCUUUGUCUGUGCUGGUCCUUAUCCUAUUUGUGAUAAAUGUCAGUGUGACCAGCCUGGCAGAAGACGUGGUUUUCUCAGUCGACGAGAGUGUGGACCUGGGAAAAAAAUCUGUAGAGAUGAAGGUUGGAUAUUUUCUGGUCAUCCCUUACACAGUCCUCUCUCUGGUUGCCAUUGGCUUGAUCUACUUUUACGAGCAUGCGGCCUACACGCACAAGCAGGAGCAGGAGAAGCCCACAGAGGAUGCUCCGAUGGAGACGAUGAUGUAUUAGAGCCGCAGGGGGGGACGGAGUCAGCUGUCGGCUGAUGAAUCGAUCAAUAUUCUCAGAGACAUUCUGCAGAGGAACAUAAAACAUGAUGACGGUGAUGUGUACAGGGAAGUGUGGACAUCCAGGAAAAAUGCUCAGUUUACACCUGAAAUGUUUUAGUUUAAAUUAAAUAUUUAAAUUGAAUAUAUUUUAAGAAGAUUCAUCAAUUUUCCUCAAUAAGUAUUUAUUUUGUGCAUGUACAACGGGUGCCUUAAACAAACUAUGGCACAAAACUAAAAAAAAAAAAAAAAAAAAAA